Molecule: messenger RNA, 1349 nt
Organism: Nicotiana tabacum (common tobacco)
Lineage: Eukaryota; Viridiplantae; Streptophyta; Magnoliopsida; Solanales; Solanaceae
Product: serine/threonine-protein kinase AtPK2/AtPK19-like
Biological process (GO): protein phosphorylation
Molecular function (GO): protein serine/threonine kinase activity; ATP binding
Source: RefSeq, a predicted model, not a curated record
UAGACAAUAGGAGUCUUAUUUGACUCAAUUUCUGCAUGAUGUAGCGUUCGAAACAGAAGGAAAAAAAUAUAUUUGCGUCAUCUGGGAACUGGGAAUCGAACUUGCAACCUUAAGGAAAGUUUGAACCCCCUUGACCACAAAACUAAGCUUUAGGCUUGUGUCAAGGGGAUGCAACAUUUAAUAUAUAUAUAUCCAUUAAAAAAUAAAUCUAACCCUAUCCACACAGUGUAACUUUCCGGCGAAACCCCCUUCUGCCCCCCUAGAUCCAUCCCUGGAAUUGGAUGAGGAUGAAAAGGUAGAUAUGAUUACAUCCAAAAUGAAAGGGAAUAUUGAAACAACAGUUUUGACAAUGGUGCUCGGCAACUCUAGUUUAGUUCAGAAGGAAUUCAAUUACACUCGAACAAUUAAUAAGUUAACUAUCUAAAUUUAGUUCCCUUAGCUUAGGAGAAAAUGAAAGAUUUCUGUGUAUCCUUUUCAAACCCACCACUAGCUACACUUUUUUUUCCUGCUCAAACCAUUGCACACUCUCCUUUCCGUAAGCAACCGGAAAUCUCAGUACACCAGUAAUGAUACUCAUCCACAAGCUCGUCAUACAUAUAUCUUAUUUGGCUAGAAAAGCUUAAAAUGCAACAUCAAUCAUGUAAAUUCCUCAAAUUAAGAUCUACACAGUUUUUUGUACUUUUAAGGAAUCAAAACAGACCACAGUGCUCAUUUCUAACACACAGCAGAGUUUGAUAGUCAAUCUAUGUUCAAUUCUUGCAGGUCAUGCUGACAGAUUUUGGACUGGCAAAAGAGAUUGAUGAAUCAAGCAGAUCAAAUUCGAUGUGUGGAACUAUGGAAUACAUGGCUCCAGAGAUUUUACAGUCAAAGGGCCACAAUAAAGAAGCUGACUGGUGGAGCGUUGGGAUACUUCUGUAUGAGAUGCUGACUGGUCAGCCACCAUUCACACAUUCAAUUAGAAAGAAGCUUCAGAAAAAGAUCAUCAACGAGAAAGUGAAACUUCUACCACGUCUGACCAGUGAAGCUCACUCUCUGCUGCUCAAAGAAUUGCUGCAAAAGGACGCAUCAAAAAGAUUAGGCAGUGGACCAAGAGGAGGGGAUGAGAUCAAAAGUCACAAGUGGUUCCGGUCAAUCAAUUGGAAGAAAUUAGAUGCCAGUGAACUACAGCCUAAGUUCAAACCAGAUGUAAUUGGCAGAGCUUGCACUUCCAAUUAUGACAAAUGUUGGACUACGAUGCCACCAGAUGACUCACCAGCAAAUACUCCGACAGCAGGCGAACACUUUCAAGGUUACACUUAUGUAGCACCAAAUCCUUGGCUCUCCUCUAGUUGAUUAAGACUGACAAUAAU